This is a messenger RNA of Zasmidium cellare ATCC 36951, 696 nucleotides long. RefSeq lists its product as uncharacterized. Gene Ontology annotation, biological process: biosynthetic process. The transcript is spliced from 2 exons. The record is from RefSeq and is a predicted model, not a curated record. Lineage: Eukaryota; Fungi; Ascomycota; Dothideomycetes; Mycosphaerellales; Mycosphaerellaceae. Bases 1 to 696 code for a protein of 231 amino acids.
AUGAUUCGACAAAUUCAGAAAAGGCGGGCAGGGUCAGAUGCCAUCCCUCUCGUUCUAUUCCAUGACGCCAGCGGUACUAUCUCCAGCUAUUACGGUCUCGGUUCUCUUGGCCGUGAUGUAUAUGCGAUCGCAGAUCCACAAAUUGGAAGCGACAAGCAUGAGAGUCUCACUAGUAUGAGUCGUCGGUAUUAUGCUGCUAUCAAAAAAAUCAUUCCAGAGGGCAGGAUACUGGUCGGCGGCUGGUCGCUAGGUGGCAUGAUAGCACUUCAAGUCGCAUGGAUUUUUGCCCGGGACACUAGAACAGAAGUGGUCGGCGUCAUCAUGGUGGAUAGUCCUUUCCCUGCCUACCUUGGUUUACUUGCCAUCGAUCUGGAUUCUCCCACCUCGGAACAUGGGCCAGACCAGGCGAGAAACCAGUUGGAGAAAGCUAUGUUACGAACGGUGAACAUGUUGCAAGAUUGGCGUACUCCCGUAUGGCGGCAGAAGCAGCGGCCAGCCACAGUCAUGUUGUGUGCUAAGCAGUGUGUGGCUUGUGAAAGCCAACCGGCCUUGGGCUUAAUCGAUCAAUUCAGAGACAGUCCGACACUUGGAUGGAAUGAGCGGGCGGGCUCACUAAUCGAUAAGAGCUAUUCGAUCGAAGGCCAACAUUUCGACAUCUUUCAGUCUGCAAAUGUGAGUGCAGUUUCUCUUACCUGA